Blumeria graminis f. sp. triticale is the source of this 1950-nucleotide messenger RNA. NCBI's taxonomy places the organism in Eukaryota, Fungi, Ascomycota, Leotiomycetes, Helotiales, Erysiphaceae. The record is from the annotation of a GenBank genome assembly.
AUGAACCAUCAAUCAGCAGACAUGUAUUAUCCGUCCCACAUGUCGGCUGGUCAGCCAAAUAACCCCCAAAAUGUGUCUACGAGCAGCCUCACACACUAUUCACCACAUCACCAGCCCCCACUACUACAACCCGGGCCUUCACAAUACGGUGGAGCUCCAAGCUCAUAUGGUCAUUACGGGAAUUACCCCCAUGGUAUGGCUUCGCCACAACCAACCGGACACAAUGUUUCCAACGCUCUCUGCCAGCAGAAUAAUGUCCUACCAUUGCCACCAAACCUCUCUACAUCAAAUAAUAGUCUAGGAAACAAUGGUUAUGGAUCGCAGCAAGGCUUUGACAUGACGGGACAAGUAGCGCCACAUGGCAUGAAGCCCCGGGUGACUGCAACACUUUGGGAGGACGAAGGAAGUUUAUGUUUCCAGGUUGAAGCCAAAGGCGUGUGCGUUGCUCGCCGAGAAGAUAACCAUAUGAUAAAUGGAACAAAACUUUUAAAUGUUGCUGGAAUGACGCGUGGUCGAAGGGAUGGAAUUCUUAAAAGCGAAAAGAUGCGCCACGUCGUGAAGAUUGGACCCAUGCACCUUAAGGGCGUUUGGAUACCAUUUGAACGAGCUCUGGAUUUUGCCAAUAAAGAGAAAAUCACCGAACUCCUUUAUCCUCUAUUUGUCCACAAUAUUGGAGCACUGCUCUACCAUCCGACUAACCAGACUCGCACCAAUGCCGUUAUGGCUGCUGCUGAGAGACGUAAACAAGAACAGAAUCAGAUGCGCAACUCUCAAACACCCGGACUCCCGUCCCUUCAUCAACAUCAUCACCACUCUAUGAGCGUGUCAAUGGCCGGAAUGUCAAAUGGACCUCCACCAGUUCUCGCGCCACAUCCGCACAUGGGUCGUGGUAGCCUCGAUCGUGGACAGAGCUUCCCUACACCUCCGACAAGUGCGUCUAGCGUUAUGGGAAAUAUGGGCAAUUCUGACGGAAAUUUUCAAUGGGGGCAUUCAAAUAGUAUGAGCAACGUCCCAGUAAAUAGUGCUUUAUCGAUAGAUACGGGCUUGAGCAAUGCGAGAUCUAUGCCGAAUACCCCUGCAUCUACACCUCCAGGUUCAAACAUACAAGGCCUGCAGUAUCAACAAAGCAAUAAUACAUACGAUACAACGCGUCACAUGUACAGUACAUCGAACAACCAGCAUCAUCCUUACUCUCAAAAUACAUCUGAUCAUUCUGGAAUGCCGCGAUUCCCAACCACUAAUUACUUAAAGACGGACAUGGCUCCUCCCGCACGUUCCUCGGUACCCGAUAAUGAAAACCACACAGACGCUAAAGAUGCCUCUGGAAUACUGCAUCAUGGAACUAACCACGCACCACCGGCACCAGAUGAGGAACGUGAGCAUGAUCAGGAAGCAGAAUACACCCAUGGAAGUACGGCCCACUUUGAACCCAACCGUGCACCUUACAAUUAUAAUCCUGGCCCCACACUCGGAUCCCUUGCAGCCGAUCACGCGCACCUAUCGGAAAUCACGGCAUCACCAAGCCACUCGAAUUCAGGGAGAGCUACGCCUAGAACCGCUAACAAUGCGCAAACUUUCUAUUCACAGUCAGGUGGAUAUCACACCCCACCACGAGCACUACCCCCAUCAAGCAACUUGUAUAACGUAAUGAGUGCAGACAGAGGUGCAUCCACGAAUAACAACGUAAGUGAUCUGUAUACGGUGCAGACGGAACUCAACCCUCUUCCUGUAAGCUUCUCUGGGCAACCAAACAAUUUGCAUAGUGGACCAGGUUCCGGGACGAAACGUGUCCGAGACGAUGAAGAGGAAACUCGACCUCCUAGCCGUAAUUCUAUUAAUGAUAUUGAUAGCAUGAAAAGACGGAAAGCUGUGUCAAUAUCCGGACCUCCCGGCUAUGAGGCGCCAGCACUCGGUCGAGUUCGUUCCCAGAUUUCACAGAGGCGCCGGUAG